AUGGUCAGUUUUAAUUCAUCUGAGUUUGCAAAGUUUAAGAUCAUCAAAUCGUUUAACAUCGAAGCCGCCACUGUAAUUCAAGUACCCCGCUGGGUUUUCAGAUUCUCGAAGAGGCUUUUGGGAUUUGGGAUGGCAGCGAUUUAUAGUCUUUACAUCAUCAACAAGUCUGGUGGAUUGAUCUACUACAAGGAUUAUGGUUCAGCUGGACGAAUGGAUACAAAUGAUACCUUACGAGUGGCUAGCUUAUGGCAUUCAAUGCAUGCCAUCUCUCAGCAGUUAUCACCUGUGUCAGGUUGUUCAGGAAUUGAACUACUCCAAGCUGACACUUUUGAUCUCCAUUGCUUCCAAUCUCUAACAGGCACGAAGUUUUUUGCAGUAUGUGAGCCUGGCACUCAACAGAUAGAAAGUUUAUUGAAAUUUGUAUACGAAUUGUAUACGGACUAUGUUUUGAAGAACCCUUUCUAUGAGAUAGAGAUGCCUAUUCGAUGUGAGCUGUUUGAUAUCAUCCUAACUCAGUCAGUACAAAAGGAUCGUGUUGCGCUGCUGGGUCAAUAA
This is a messenger RNA of Vicia faba (fava bean), 555 nucleotides long. NCBI's taxonomy places the organism in Eukaryota, Viridiplantae, Streptophyta, Magnoliopsida, Fabales, Fabaceae. The record is from the annotation of a GenBank genome assembly.